CUGGACUCCUCCCACACACACGUGUCUGAUCACAUGAUCAUGACGUCAUCACAGGUCCUCUAGCCCUGCAGGAUGUUUCCUGUGCCCUCUUUGAACACAGCAGUCAUGAUCCUUACAGCACAGUUUCCACGAUGUUCUGGAGUCAGAAGGUGCAUCCUGAAAAACAUCACACAGCCUGACUGGAAAUGGCAUUCUACAUUCAGUAACAGAAAUACCCGACCUUUAAAACUUAGUGUUGUGGUACCUUCAGCAACUACAGGUUUUUCAAGGAUAUUCAAACAUGGAUGUUUGCGAACAAUAGCCUCUGAAACUUCUACAACAGAUUUUUCGAGCCAAGUAGAAGUACUCGGUAAACAGUUCCCUCGAGAUGACUACACAAAUGUCACAAAUAAAAUCCUAUCCUUUGUUGGGAAAAACCUGCACAACCAGAAAUACCAUCCAUUGUGGCUAAUAAAAGAGAGGAUCAAGGAGCACUUUUAUAAAGAAUUUAUAGGCCGCUUUGGUAACCCCCUGUUUUCUGUUUAUGAUAAUCUGAGCCCAGUUGUUACCAUAGAGCAGAAUUUCGACAAAUUACUUAUUCCACUGGAUCAUCCUAGUAGACAAAAAGGUGACAACUACUAUUUAAACAAGACGCAUAUGCUACGUGCUCACACCUCAGCCCAUCAGUGGGAUCUGAUGCACUCAGGACUGGAUGCAUUUCUUGUGGCAGGUGAUGUUUACCGACGGGAUGAGAUUGACAAGAGUCAUUACCCAGUGUUCCAUCAAAUGGAAGGUGUCUGCCUUUUCUCAAACCAUGAGCUGUUUGCAAAGGUGGAAAAUAGUGACACUUGCCGGUUGUUUGAGUCAGGUUUUCGCACGCCCAACAAACAAGAGACCCAUACACUUGAAGCUGUGAAACUUGUGGAGUAUCAUCUGAAGCAAUCACUGUCCAGUCUCAUCAUUCAUCUGUUUGGUGAAGGACUGGAGAUUAGAUGGGUAGACUGUUACUUCCCCUUUACUCACCCAUCUUUCGAAAUGGAGAUCAAGUUUGAGGGAGAAUGGAUGGAAGUAUUAGGCUGUGGUGUCAUGGAACAGAAGCUGGUUAAUUCAGCUGGUGCUCAGGACAAAAUUGGAUGGGCAUUUGGUCUUGGGUUAGAGAGACUGGCAAUGAUUCUAUAUAGUAUUCCUGACAUUCGCUUGUUCUGGAGUGAAAAUGAGCUCUUCCUGAAACAAUUCCACGUGUCCAAUAUCAACCAGGCCGUUACAUUUCAGCCAAUUAGCAAGUUUCCCUAUUUGAGCAAUGACAUUUCCUUCUGGCUGCCCAGUGAAGGAUAUCUGGAGAACGAUUUUUAUGAUCUGGUCCGUAAUGUUGCAGGAGAUAUUGUUGAAGAAGUAUCUUUGAUUGACCAGUUUACACAUCCAAAGACCAAGAGAGUUAGCCAUUGUUACCGAAUUAAAUAUCGACACAUGGAACACACACUGACACAGGAAGAAGUCAGCCUGGUACAUAGGAAAAUUGGCAGCUUGGCAAUUGCAGAGUUGGGUGUGGAAGGAAGAUUUUAAUGUGACUUCAAUAUUAUAUUGAUGAAUUUUUUUCCCAAGAAGCAAAUUGUGUAAAAUAUUAUUUGUUUAAUGUCUGAUAUAUGCCUUUAAAUAUAUAUUUUUUAAAGUUA
Messenger RNA from Hyla sarda, 1652 nucleotides. RefSeq names its product phenylalanyl-tRNA synthetase 2, mitochondrial (gene FARS2). The record is from RefSeq and is a predicted model, not a curated record. Lineage: Eukaryota; Metazoa; Chordata; Amphibia; Anura; Hylidae. Gene Ontology annotation, molecular function: tRNA binding; phenylalanine-tRNA ligase activity; ATP binding. The coding region runs from base 73 to 1542 and encodes 489 amino acids. Gene Ontology annotation, biological process: phenylalanyl-tRNA aminoacylation. Gene Ontology annotation, cellular component: mitochondrion; cytoplasm. The transcript has 8 exons.